This is a messenger RNA of Gregarina niphandrodes, 4100 nucleotides long. RefSeq lists its product as hypothetical. The transcript has a single exon. The annotation marks the transcript as partial. Lineage: Eukaryota; Apicomplexa; Conoidasida; Eugregarinorida; Gregarinidae. The record is from RefSeq and is a predicted model, not a curated record.
AUGGAGCUAGCAAAUUGGGGCUCCCGGGUUGGUCGUGAAAUCAGCAAUUGGAUUUAUGAGGAUGCGGACGGCGGCUCGGACUACACAAGAGACGGCUCUUACGGAAGAGGCGGUUCGGAGGGGUCUCGUCUGGCACCAAGUGCGAGUGUAGACUGCGCGUUCCCGCCGGGUCUACAGAGGACGAGACGGGCCGAAGAUGUGGUCAGCGUGCGGCAAACCGACCUAAUGAGGCUACCCGGUAGAAUGCGGCAGAGAGUAGUUUCCGAGGACGAGACCGGGAAUUCGAUCGAGGCCCGGAAGGGUGAGGAGAUCGUGGGUGAAGAGCCGGAUCAGCAGCUGGCGAGAGCCGCAAGGAUUUUACCGAUCGUGAAUCCGUUCUUGGAAAAUGUAGUUAGAAAACAAGCGAUUGAGUCGGCUACGGGAACUGAGCCCUUAGCUGCGGUCGCGCAGGAGAGUGUACAGAAGGAGAAUGUAGAGCUGUCGCCGCUGUCAUCAAGAACGGAGCCGGUAUCCGGCACGGUGCCAGAGACGGCGCGUUGUCCAUUGCGGCGGACGCGUUCUGCGGACCAUACGGCAUUGGUGCCGUAUCGGCGAACUCCGGAGUGGUUGCGUGCAGUGCGAGGUGGUGGGGCGCGGGGUGAAUUACGGAGGAGCGAUGAGGAAUGUGUGCGCGCUUUUGUGGACGCAUGUCGGGGCAAUCCCCGGUUCGAAUCCAGGCGGCGGUUCCGGCAAUUCGGGUUUGCCGGUUUCCAAUUGGCGUUAAUGGAUGAUGUGGACAUGCUCGAACCAGAUACUCUGCUCAAACCGGAACAGGCUCUCGCUGAUUGCGACCACUUCGAUGUCUGGCUCGAAGCUACCCUCACUGGAGCGGAACAAAUCGCGCUGAUUAAACAGACCCCCGCUGGUCUCUUCCGCGGCGCCAACCUUGUUCAGGCUUCUGCACUCCGCCCUGCUGAGUCUCAAAUUCGGAGAACGAUGUACACUGCGUAUGAACUUCUCUCUUUCCUUACCACCCAUUGUGCAGAAGGCCGUAGUUACCGACUGUAUAAAGACUCCAGCAAGCAGCUCGUACUCAUUGAAGCACACUACAACCAGGAAGAUGAGGAGCAGACGGACAUGGAGACGGACACGGAGACGAACACGGAGCGGAGGAGAACCAAGACGGUACAGAGAAUGAACAACACCAUUACUCCAGGGACAAAGAUGACCGAGACAGAUCCGGCGGACUCAAGCCCGACCGGUAAGUCGGACGGGGGUUCGAGUCCCGCUGAUGGCUCUUUGGUGUCAGUGCGGCAGACGGUCGGUGUGAAGGAAGCGGUGGUGGUGGAGUGUUUGCGAUUGGCGCAGCAGUUGGAGGCGGCGAAGACGACGGAGGCGACGGAGGCGGCACGGCGAUUGCUCAAGUCAGCUCGAGAAGUGUUGGCAGCGAUGCCGGAAGGAGGCCGAAGCGAGAGGUUGCGUUGUUCGGUGGAGGAGAGGUUAUUGUUUUCAGUAAUCUAUCAGUACGGUAGGAAGCGCCAGGUUGUCUCGCUGGACACAUUGGAGGACGUGGUGGUGCACAAGCGUCUGCGAGACCCGGCUUCGUUGCUCGAACUCAGUAGGCGGAGUACGAUAGAAUUCGGACUGCUCGAACUCUGCUUCGACGUGGUAUCAAGACAAACACGCGCGUGUGCGCCGGAUCCGGCCGCGUUAACACCCGCCUACAUCGUACUGAGCUGCGUGCAACUCAUUCAACUAGUCCGCGUCAUCGAACGAGUCCAGCUAUGGGCGGAUAGGAUUAUACGGACACACACGGAUACAAACUUAACAAACACGGAUUCCGGAUGCGGAACCCGUUCACAUAGUUGUAACAGGAGACAUACUCAAAGCCGCAGACCCUUCGCGAACCGCGCUUUUAUUUCACUUUCCUGUGUGACGGAGUUCCUCUUCCUAUAUGCACGACUCGGUUACAUCGCCGAUUCAGCUGCUGUGGGCGGCAUCAAAGACUUCGGGCAUAAGUUCGAAAGCAUCCGUAAUCUCUGUGGCCGGUGGCCGUGGCUUGCUGAAACCUGGCACCGUACACUCGACGUCAGCGAUCGUCUUAAACGCCUCUGCAAAGCUUGUUGGGCCGGAGACGGGUCCGUCCCCACUACUGCCAUGGCUGCCAUUAAUAACCUCGAAGGCUUCCGCGUCAUCACGCUCAAAGCUCUACUCCGCAAAUGGGCAAACGUCGGAACUGCCGUCGGAACUGCCGUCGGAACGCCAGUCCCUGUUGCUCAAGAGUGCCCCGCCAGAACCGCCAAAAAAACCACAAUCGACUCUCACGCCACACAACGCAUCUCCACCUGCGUUGGCAGUCUCUUCCGGUACCUGGAUCGUACCUCUGUGGGCCGAUCUUUCAACAACCAUUUUGGCUCUUCCAUGCUGCUCAUGGUCCGACUUCUCAAUGACGAGGCAGCGAGCAAACUAUUCUUGUUCGACGUCAAGAAAAGACGAAGGUCUCUUGCUCUGGGCGCUGCGCAAUUGGUCGUCGCCAUGCAACUGCUCCGGAUGAACAUUGCUGCACUUUGCAGCUCUGCGAGUACCACACAGAGUACCGACGUUCAGAUCACGAACAAUACGACCGGCAAUAGUCACACCACCCCCGACAAGACCACCCCUGACAAGACCACCCACGACAAGACCACCCACGACAAGACCACCCACGACAAGACCACCCACGACAAGACCACCCACGACAAGACCGCCCACGACAGGACCACCCCCGCAAACGACCCGAUUGAUGAGUCUUUGGAGCUGCCUUUGCGUUGGCUGUGCGUAGUGGGACUGAACCUGCUGCGGACCAUCCAGUUGUCUUCGUUCACCCAUCGGCUCACUUCCAAAGACAAUCUGGAGGGAGCCUAUGGCGAGGGAGGCGUGUCACCCUUUGCGGAGGUCGGCAGUUGCUGCACAGUGCACCAGCACCUGGUGUACUCUGUAGCAAUAGAGCUGGCGAAGCGGCUAGCGGAUGUAGUCAGUCUCCUGCCGGGCUCCUCUAUCGACGCGGCAGCCGGAGCGGCGAAUAUCGCUGGCGUGAGUACUUUUGGCGGAGCGGAGUCGGACGGGAAGCCCUUCUUCCCGUUGCAGACCGGGAUGACCAUCGACAAGGUGGUACCGAUCGGAGUGUCUCUGCAGUCCGUGUCACAGUUCAGCUCCAAACAAAUGGCCGACAUCAUCAGGGAAAGAAUUCCUUACGUACAUAUGGCGGCGGGUGUAGACUUGAUGCAGUACAGUCCUCCUCAAAAAACUCUGGUCACCGGCACACGGUGGCGGAGUGCCACUGGCGGAGUGCAACCUGGCGGAGUGCAACCUGGCGGGCGGCUUGCAAACAACUCCGGCGCAACUAAACCUGAGCGGAAUAAACGGGAGGCUGUACGCAGGCUAAAGGUGGAACAUAGCCGACGACCUGGGUCUAGCGGACGACCUGGGUCUAGCGGACGACCUGGGUCUAGCGGACCACCUGGGCCUAGCGGACAGGGAGUCCAGGAGAACGAGGUGCAAGAGGACGAGGUGGGUCGGAUCUGGGAUUUUCCGCGGAUGGCGAAGCUUUCAGAGGGGCAUUAUGUGUUUAGGGCUGUCGAGCACGUGUGUCGCGACAUUGUUGACAAAAUGCUGGACAAGAGUCUUCGAUUGCUUCUUGAGACGUACGGUUGUGGGGAUGACGCAGAAACUGAUGCGUUCUUCCUCGAGCCGUCGUUCUGUUUGGAGUCUCUGGCAAUGUCAGUGACGCGACCGGAGAAUAAGGAGGACUACUUAAACCUGCUGCGGCGACUACCCAAAGAGUCUGGUGCCUUACCCAAAGAGUCUGAUGCCUUGCCCGAAGAGUCUGGUGCCUUACCCAAGGAGUCUGGUGCUUUACCCAAGGAGUCUGGUGCUUUACCCAAAGGGUCUGGUGCUUUACCCAAAGGGUCUGGUGCUUUACCCAAAGGGUCUGGUGCUUUACCCGAAGGGUCUGGUGCUUUACCCAAGGAGUCUGGUGCCUUACGCCUUACCGCCAAUGUGGACGAGGGUGUCAAGGGUGUGGAGCACGGAGACAGGUCGUCGAGUGGACUUCCGGCUUCUGCGGUAGCUGUCCAGCAGAU